Molecule: messenger RNA, 5028 nt
Organism: Naegleria fowleri
Lineage: Eukaryota; Heterolobosea; Eutetramitea; Acrasida; Naegleriidae
Exons: 2
Coding region: 1-5028 (1675 amino acids)
Source: RefSeq, a predicted model, not a curated record
AUGAAGAAGAUUCCAAUGUGGAGGAAAGCGAUUCAGAAUAAGGUCGCAGCUUUAUACUUGCUCAGAUUCAUAAGAGUGCGUGAGUUUAAAAGAAAACUAUUGGACAUUCUUAAUUACUUUAGAUCCAUAGAAAAACGCCUUUAUUUUGACCAUAUUGGAUAUUUAGCAACAACCGAAAAUGCCAGUUCAAGUUUUAUUAGAAAAUUUUUCGUUUCUUCUGACGAUUUAGAAAAACUUGCUUCUACCGACUCUCUUCCUCUUAAUGCAACCUUCAGAGAUGAUAAAUAUUCUCUUCAUUUGAAGCGGGAUGUGGUAGUGAGAGAUGCAAAUGGACUUAAAAUUAUGUAUGAUGCUGCUCUAAAAGAUUAUGAAUUGCUAGAAGAACGUCUACUCAAAAUUGGAUCGUACUUUAUUGAAAAAAACUUGUCAUCUUUUCCUAAACUUCAAGUUGACAGAUUUGUGGUUCUUGAAGGAUUACUCGAAAGUGAAACAUGGUUCCAAGACUCUAAGCGUAAAGUCAUUGAUUGUUACAUGGAAGCGUAUGAACAUUGUUACGAACCAAAGGAACAAUUACGCUUGGCAAGCGCAAUCAUGCAAAUUAUGAAAAAAACUCCAAAGUUUAAUUUAGAAAGCCACUAUUUUUCCGAAAGUUAUGCGUCAGAAAUUAUUUGCUUAGAAUUAUAUCAUAGUUUACUGAAAGACAUUCUCAAGGAGCAAAUUAGGGAUGAAAAAGAUUAUCUUUCAUUCAUAUACGAAGCAAUUGAUCCGUCAACCGAAAGAAGUGGAUUUCCAGAUAAUGUAACUUUGGAUAACUUUGCACAAACAGAGCUCUUUCCUGGAUCCUCUAAAGUGGGAUUUCUUGAUUUUUAUACAUCAACAAGCAUCAUUGGUCGGAUUCAUGAACAUCUAGAAAAAGCUGUUAACAAUAUUACAAACUCAUUUAAAUUUAAGAAUGUUUUGUCUUUGAAUGCUGUACGACGAUCUGUCUUGCAGCAACUGAUAGUGGAAUGGAAAUUAAUUGCUAAGGAGGAAAAGAUCCAAAAGGCAAUUAAAAGUAAAUUAUCAGAAGAACGAUCUGCAAUUGAAGAUACCAACAUUUUAGAAGAUCCCAAUGAGUUGAUAUUUUUAUUGAACACUGUAAUAGACACAGAGAAAAUGCCAAAGCAUAAUACCGAUGAUCAAGAAAACAUGAUCACAAGAGAUACGGAAGGAGGAUUCUCCAUGGCAGAGAAAGACUCUAUACCGCUCCAAUACUUUUCGAAUUUAGUUGAAAUGAUCACCAUCUGGAAACAUUUAACAAAAGAACUGUUGGAAACAGACAUUCUGACCGCUAUCUUUAAUUCACAAGCCACUCUUGUUGGUACAGCACAACAGUCAAUGAACUCAGCCCUUGGACCUCUCAACUUUGACACCAAGGAUGCUUUGAAUGAUUCUCAGCACUCAUUCCCUGAAAUGAAAACACAGUACCUUACCAACUUGGCGAUCGUCGAGUUCGAUAGCUCAAUGGCAGAAGCCAAUUUCAACUCUUUUGAUGGCAUCAAACGAUUAGUUGGAUUAGUCGGACUGUUCGAGUUGAGACAUCUGUAUCAAUAUCAAAUGCUGCAAAAAAUUCUCUACGAAACCGCUGUAAAAUAUAAUCAGACGCCGCUCGACGAUUAUUAUGUGGCCCAAGAAAAGAAAGAAUUCUUUGUGACAUCAAUGAACACUCAAAAUGACACAUCUCAAUAUAUAACAAAGGAGGUUCUUCAGGAGUUAUUCUUGACAUUCAAUAACAUGAAAAUACCCAUACGUCAAAGAAUCCUAAAGGAAUACCAAAAGUUGUCCGAAGGUAUUAUCAAAAGCAAGCGAGCGAAUGUAGUUAGAAAAUAUCUAAGAGAUCUCAAAUUCAGACUUUCUGCGAGUUUUUGUACAUCAAUGCUGUCGACUAUUCAACCUUAUAUUUUAAAAUGCGAUAUUAUCGAUGUAGUUAGAGAGCUUAGAGCUACAUUAGGCGCCGUCUCAGUUGGCAGUGGAUUUUUGAUUGGUAAACCAGAUCACAACGUUCAAAUUUCAUCACACGGCGUAGUCUCGAAGAACAAAGAUGAUCAUGCAAACAAAUGCGUUAUGGCAAAAGAUGGAGAGGUUGUGAAUGUUACCUAUGUUCCUCACUUUAUUCAAAUAAUGAGAACUUCUUUCAUUCAGGCCAACGAGGAGGAAAACACAAUGACAGACAAUUUCUAUAACUUAUUGCAAAUAUUACAACGUACCUUCAUCAUUUUGAAAUUUUGGGCGAUCAGUAUUCAAGCAACUGCAAAAUUGUAUGAUAUUAUCAUCAAUGAAGGAUAUGGAUUGGAAAAAGGUUUAGAAACCUAUUGCAAGUCUUUGACUUCGGAGCUUGAACACUUGAGACAGCCAGAAAAUCCAGCCUCCGUUAUUAGUUAUUUGACAUUGAAAUGUGAAACUCUACUUUUAAAAUAUAUUCUUAUUCUGGACAACUUGAAACAUAAAUUAAGAAAGGAAGGAAUGAGAUCGUGUAUGAUUGCUGAGAAUUAUUUACAAAGUAUUACCCAUGAACCCAUAGAAGACAACCUUUCAGAAUCAGAUGUAUAUGUUAUUUCUCCAAAGCAUCUCGAUCAAGAAAAAAGAGAAAAAUAUACGGGACUCGAUGCGAGUAACCAAAAUAUAUUACCUCUCAAAUGCUUAAACAAUCUACUAUUAGAGUUGCAUGAUUCUGAGAGAAAUUACUUUUCUGCUGAAGAUGCAAAUGUCACUUUGUACAUGGAAGAGUUGUUGACUGAAGAAAAAGUUUAUCCUAACAGCAUGCCUGAGCAAGCUGUCAAGAUGCAAUUUGAUUUUUUGAAGACAUCUGUGUUGAUGUACAAGCUGAGGGACUAUUUUUUAGACCUUAGCUGCAAUGGAUCAAAAUUAAUGUUGCAAGAUGAGGCAAAAAUGGAAGACUUGUACAAUCACAUUAUUUUCAAAAAAGCCAAAAGAAUUUAUGAGAAACAGCUGAAAGGACUCAUUUCAACCUUAGAGCAAAAAUCAACAAAUGACAUCUAUGAUAUGGCUAUUCAACAAAAGGCAAAGAAGAAAAAAGAAAAAGAUCUUAGAGACAAGCAAGUGUCUAUAUUGUUUCAAGAAAUCUCUAAACUUCUCAUUUCCAAGUCUAUACAAGAUAUGAAAGAAACAUAUGCAAUUCUCAAGAAAGAGCUUCAUGAAAUGGAACAGCCACCAUUGCAUACUGAGAAAGAUUCAUUCGAAGAUUCGAAAGUACAGAUAUUUCAUUCAUUUUUGAAUAGGAUUUUGACAAAUGCUGGAAAAACUAGCUCCAAGAAUGGAGAAGCUCAAGUAACGAUCAAUGAAAAGGACCUAGAGAAAGCGUUGGAGGAAGUUGGACAGAAAAUUCAAGAGUGGAAGACUGAGUACAUUAGAUUUUUAGAGUAUAAAUCAUAUGAGGUGAUUGACCACUUGAAACGAAGUCUAUUCACAUCAGAGCAAAAAGUCAAAUUUUUACUCUACAAGAGAGAUGUAGACAGAAAAUCAUUGAAGCGCAGAAUUGACGCGGAAGUGGAUGACAAAAAUUAUGAUUUGGUGUUUCUCGUGAAUAAUAUACUGUGGAAAAAUAAGGAACUCGAACAUCAGCUAAAGGAGGUAAAAUCGCAAGUUCGAAAUGAAUUAAUUCAUGAAUAUGAGGACCUUGUUAGAAACUUGUACAAGGAGCUCGUUUCAACAAAUGGCAAAGUUGCAAAAUUCAAAAAAGAUUUUCUUCAAAAUCUUGAUCAACGGUUUUAUGAAGUACGUGAGAACACAUUUUUCGAAAUUGCCACGCAGAAAGAUAUUGGAGAUGCCUCAUUCAAAAAGAAGGCGCUCGAAGUAGCCAUGGAAGAUAGCGAAUUGAACAAGUUGAGACGAGAGAAUGAAGAUCUUAAAGUACAGCAUACACAAGAAAAAGAGGAUGAAGCUCUCAAGGAUUUCUAUGCCAGUAAAUAUGAAGUUGGGCUCAGAGAAAAUCAAUUGAGACAAGAAUUAUUGAAAACACAACAACAGCUCAGUAACGCAGAGAUGGAAGUUGAGCAAUUACGAAAAGAUCUUCAACUUCAAAUCAAGAACAAACAAAAAUUAGUGAAUUGGAAAGUUAAAAAUGCACAAUUACUGGAAGAGUUAGAGGAGAAGGUUGAAAAGUAUGAAAGAUGGAGUCACACCAAUGUGGAUAAACUUUUACUCGAGCUUGAAGAAAAGAAGAGAGAAGCAGGACAUUAUGAAAAGUUGAAGGAGCGUAUGAAAGAAAAAACCAAUGCCAUCGAUUUCAAGAAUCAAAAGACCAUUGAAACUCUGAAAAAGAAAUUAGCAAAAGAACAAGCCAUGAAAUCCAAACUCAUGGAACAGCUCGAAAGCAUGAAAGAAAAUUAUGAAGAAUCCUCCUGGCAAGCGAAAUAUUGGCAACUCAUGAAUGAAUUGCAACAAGUUCAAAAAGAAAACGCCUCUCUCAAAAUCAUGCUCGAAACAAAGACCUCUUUCACUGAGCCGAAUGUGGAUUCUGAACUUGAAAAUCCACCCAUCGUCAAUUUGGACGGUAACAAUGCUGUGGUUCAUACCACUCCCUCACCUCCAAGCUCUGGAAGAAAGACGGCCUCUCCCUCCACUCUAUUGAGGCCAAUAUCUGAGGGAGACACUCCUGCUGCCAUGUUUCUCAUUGAGAAUGCACCAAAGAAGAGGCCUUCCACAGGAGCCGUUCGAGCUAGAGCUGCAAAUAAUAACAACAAUGCGCAGAACCAAACAUCCACCAUCAUUCAACAACAACUUCAACAAUUCAAGAAAGUCAUGACUCAAUCCAAUGCGAGCAGUAUUACCAAUCAAUCCACUCCGAGCGCACGACCUCUCACAGUGCUUCCUACGUAUGGAAAGGGUAUGUUUGGAGGAAUGCCAUUGCAGCAAAAACGAAGAGCCAUGUCUGCAGGAACCAAAACUCGAAAGCAUCAGUCCCAACCUUCAACCACCACCACCACCACAGCUUACACCUCACCUACGACGAACAUGGUCUCUGAAUAA